GAACCACUAUCAACACAUAAGGAGUUCGGAAGUUCCCUCUGCAUUAACAUCAGCCACCAGUGUAUCAGCACGCUAUGUACAGACCAGUCAUAGCAUCCCGCAAAUCUUUCCCACCAUGGCUAAUCAUCCUCGGUGUGCUUGGAGCGCUGGCAGCCCUUGGGCUAAUUAUUGGACUCUUAGUUCACUUUCUGGCAGUAGAAAACAAGAUCUACUACUAUCAAGGUGGUUUUAAAGUGCUGAAUAUUCCAUAUGACAGAAAUUAUGAAAGGGAGACAUCACUAGAAAGUAAUUACCUCAGUAAAAUCCUCGAGAUUAAAAUGGUUGAUGCCUUUCAGAGUUCUAACAUUUACAAACAAUAUAUCAACUCUCAGAUCAUCACAUUGGUUCCUGAUAACAACAGCGUGACAGCACAUAUAUGGCUGGUGUUUAAGGACUCCUGGUCAAACAAGGAAAACCUAAGAAGGAGAAUUGAAAGCAUCUUACGUCAGAUGCUGGAGAACUCAGAAUCCCUGACUACAGAUCCUGGGUCUCUAAAGCUCAUGGAAAUCAGUAAGGUUGAUGCUGAGAAGAUUAUCAACAACCGCUGUGGGAGACGACCAAGAAUGUCUGCAACCUAUGACAGAAUCACGGGAGGUUCCACUGCUCACAAAGGAGAGUGGCCAUGGCAAGCAAGUCUCAGAGUGAAUGGGAAACACUACUGUGGGGCAUCCCUGAUCGGCGAAAGAUUUCUGCUAACAGCAGCUCAUUGUUUUCAAGGGACAAAUAAUCCAAAAAACUUCACUGUCAGCUUUGGCACUAGAGUAACCCCAGCCUACAUGCAGCAUUCUGUUCAAGAGAUAAUUAUUCAUGAAGAUUACGUGAAGGGGGAACAUCAUGAUGACGUCGCAGUUAUAAAGCUCACUGAAAAAGUUUCAUUCAGUAAUGAUGUACAUCGGGUUUGUCUUCCGGAAUCCACCCAGAUUUUUCCACCGGGUGAAGGAGUCGUUGUUACAGGAUGGGGAUCAUUUUCUUACAACGGUAAAUCCCCACUGUUACUUCAGAAAGCGUCUAUUAAAAUUAUUGACACAAAUACUUGCAAUUCAGAAGAAGCUUAUGGAGGCAGGAUAGUGGACACAAUGCUCUGUGCUGGCUACUUGGAAGGCAGUAUCGAUGCUUGCCAGGGUGACUCCGGAGGACCACUAGUUCAUCCCAAUUCUCGAGAUAUUUGGUACCUUGUUGGGAUAGUGAGCUGGGGACAUGAAUGUGGCAGAGUCAACAAGCCAGGGGUCUAUAUGAGAGUAACUUCCUACCGUGACUGGAUUGCCUCCAAAACUGGUAUCUAGUAGAAAAUCAUCUUCUAAUAAUGAAUGCAGAUCAUACACUAUCACUGAACAUCCAAUUUUUUAUUCCUUCCCAUUGUAUAUGUGUCUCUGUGUGUUUUUGCACAUGUGUGGGUAAAUGUGUGUUUGUGCUCAUAUACGUAAAUGUGCUUGUAAGUAGAUGCAUAAGCUGUUAUUAAGAAUCAUCCUCAAUAAUUUUAAUGAGACAGGGUCUUGAACAAACCAAGAGCUCUCAGAUAUAUACUGUCUUACAAGUCAUGUUGCUGUUAGAACCUCCUAUUUGUGUCUUCUAAGGAUGGAAGGACAGACAGGCUUCUAUGCCCACCAGGUAUUUAUGAGCAUCCUGGGGAUCCCAUUUCUAGUCCUUAGACUUUCAUGCUUAAUCACGGAGCAAGGCCUAAGCUAGUUUUAAACAUUACUAUUUUGGGUGUAUAGGUGUUUUUUCCUGUACCAUAUAUAUGCCUAGAGGUCAGAAGAGGGAGUUGUAUCCUCUGGGAGUGGGGUUACAGACCAUAUGAGCCACCGUAUAGGUGCUAGGAAUUAAACCUAGGUCUAUCGAAAGAACAGCCAGAUUUCUUAACCAUGGAGUCAUUCCCACUCAAUACUUUACAUGCCAUAUAUAUAUAUAUAUAUAUAUAUAUAUAUAUAUAUAUGUUAUUUUGAGAGAAUUAGAGCCCUAAGAGAAUAUUGUAAGCUUUUAAUCAAACUAAACAAGACAAAAUUAGAGACCUUGAGUUUCUUGGUUCAGGAAGCCUUUAGCCAAGAAAGUACUCCCACCAAAAUACUGGUAAAAUAGUAUUUGUGCCCUGGUUUAUCAGUCUACAUUAUUACUAUUUCAGUACAAAAGGUUCUUAGGUUUUGUCGUAUAGACUUCGUAGCUGUGGAAGCAUGGUGUCGACUGCGGUGAUUUAGCAGACUGUGUGAGGGGAGAGUA
Messenger RNA from Mus pahari (shrew mouse), 2253 nucleotides. Its product is annotated as transmembrane protease serine 11B-like protein. The transcript is spliced from 10 exons. Gene Ontology annotation, biological process: proteolysis. Gene Ontology annotation, cellular component: extracellular region; plasma membrane. The coding region runs from base 75 to 1322 and encodes 415 amino acids. The record is from RefSeq and is a predicted model, not a curated record. Gene Ontology annotation, molecular function: serine-type endopeptidase activity. NCBI's taxonomy places the organism in Eukaryota, Metazoa, Chordata, Mammalia, Rodentia, Muridae.